This is a messenger RNA of Echinops telfairi (small Madagascar hedgehog), 5411 nucleotides long. It is a transcript of the gene PTPRG, whose product is annotated as protein tyrosine phosphatase receptor type G. Gene Ontology annotation, molecular function: protein binding; protein tyrosine phosphatase activity. Lineage: Eukaryota; Metazoa; Chordata; Mammalia; Afrosoricida; Tenrecidae. The record is from RefSeq and is a predicted model, not a curated record. Gene Ontology annotation, biological process: protein dephosphorylation. Bases 732 to 4397 code for a protein of 1221 amino acids. The transcript has 30 exons.
GCCAGGAUCCAUGCUCACAUGUUACUUCCUGUAUGGAGGCAUGGCCAGUUUCCAGCCCCGCGCUCCGCGAUCCUGCCCAGCCUGCGCCCGAGCCACAACUUUCAGGAGCAUGGACUGAAGGCGCCCUCGCCCCAGCGCCCCUCUGAGAGCCUCGGCGUUUUCCUUCCUUUCCGCCGGCCGUUUCUAUUUUGGGGGGCUCUUCGCUUCCCCCGCCACUUCCCGCCCCUUCCCCGAUUGCAAACAUGCCUCCUUCCUUUCCCGGGCCCUGGAAGGAGCUGCCAGCCUGAAGCUGGGAGACGCCGCGCCGCGUUCCACGCCGCCGCCGCCGGGUCUUGGGCUACGCUGCGCUGCCGACUCAAGUUGGGGAUCCUCGGCUGCUCGCUGCCGCCCGCGGUCCCUGCCAGCCCGGAACGAGGGACAGCGUCGCCGCCCGCCGACCCCUCGCCCAGUCCGCUCGGCUCGCUCCUUUUUCCACGGCAAGCAGCCCUUCGCCGCCGAGAGGAUCGUCCCCAGCGCUGCUGCACGUUCCCGGUUACUUUUUGAGCUUUUCCGAGCGGCGCUUGGCGGCUUCCUGGCUUCCAGGGGGACUCGGGCUGCCCAGCGCGGCUUACCCGCGGAGCUGGCGAGCGCGGGCAGCGCCCGGGCUUAGCGGAGGCUGGUACCGAAGCACGAACUUAUUCAACAAGUUUACCCCCCUGCCGCCUCCCUCUUUUCGAUGUGCGUUUUCGGACAUGCGGAGGUUACUGGAACCGUGUUGGUGGAUUUUGUUCCUGAAAAUCACCAGUUCUGUGCUCCAUUAUGUCGUGUGCUUCCCGGCAUUGACAGAAGGCUACGUGGGGACCCUGCACGAAAGCAGACACGGCAGCUCAGUGCAGAUCCGCCGACGCAAGGCUUCGGGCGACCCGUACUGGGCCUACUCGGGUGCCUAUGGUCCUGAGCACUGGGUCACAUCCAGUGUCAGCUGUGGGGGCCGUCACCAGUCUCCUAUCGACAUUCUAGACCAGCAUGCCCGUGUUGGCGACGAGUACCAGGACCUACAACUCGAUGGCUUCGACAACGAGUCCUCCAACAAAACCUGGAUGAAGAACACCGGGAAAACAGUUGCCAUCCUUCUGAAAGACGACUAUUUUGUCAGCGGUGCUGGGCUGCCCGGUCGAUUCAAAGCUGAGAAGGUGGAAUUUCACUGGGGCCACAGCAAUGGCUCUGCGGGCUCUGAACACAGCAUCAACGGCAGGAGGUACCCUGUGGAGAUGCAGAUUUUCUUUUACAAUCCAGACGACUUUGACAGCUUUCAAACCGCACUUUCUGAAAACAGAAUAAUUGGAGCCAUGGCCAUAUUUUUUCAAGUCAGUCCGAGGGACAAUUCUGCACUGGAUCCCAUUAUCCAUGGGUUGAAGGGCGUCGUCCAUCAUGAGAAGGAGACCUUUCUGGAUCCGUUUGUCCUCCGAGACCUCCUGCCUGCAUCCCUGGGCAGCUAUUACCGGUACACAGGUUCCCUGACCACCCCACCAUGUAGUGAAAUCGUGGAGUGGAUAGUCUUCCGGAGGCCAGUCCCCAUCUCCUACCACCAGCUCGAGGCUUUCUAUUCCAUCUUCACCACGGAGCAGCAAGACCACGUCAAGUCGGUGGAGUAUCUCAGAAAUAACUUUCGGCCACAGCAGGGUCUGCACGGCAGGGUGGUGUCCAAGUCCGCCGUCCGCGACGCCUGGAACCAGGACACGACAGACUUCUUAGAAAACCCACUGGGAACAGAAGCCUCCAAAGUGUGCAGUUCACCACCCAUCCACAUGAAGGUGCAGCCGCUGAACCAGACGGCGCUGCAGGUGUCCUGGAGCCGGCCAGAAACCAUCUACCACCCGCCCAUCAUGAACUACGUGAUCUCCUACAGCUGGACCAAGAACGAGGACGAGAAGGAAAAGACGUUCACCAAGGACAGCGACAAAGACCUGAAAGCCACCAUUAGCCAGGUGUCACCUGAUAGCCUUUACCUGUUCCGCGUCCAGGCCGUGUGCCGCAACGACAUGCGCAGCGACUUCAGCCAGACGAUGCUCUUCCAAGCUAAUACCACUCGAAUAUUCCAAGGGACCAGGAUUGUGAAAACCGGAGUGGCCACCGCCACCCAAGUGCCCCCCACAGUCACAGAGGAACGUGGUGCCGGGAGCGCCCACAGCGGGCCCGGAGCACCGUCUAAAAAGCCUGCGUCCCGAGGGGAUCGAUUUCCCGAGGAGAGCAAAUUCAUCACGGUGAAUCCAGCAGCAGAAAAGAACACCUCUGGAACAAUCAGCCGCCCUUCUCCAGGGAGGAUGGAGUGGAUCAUCCCUCUGAUUGUGGUAUCAGCCUUGACCUUCGUGUGCCUCAUCCUGCUCAUUGCUGUGCUCGUUUACUGGAGAAGGUGUAACAAAAUAAAGUCCAAGGGCUUUCCCAGACGUUUCCAUGAAGUGCCUUCUUCUGGGGAGAGAGGAGAGAAGGGGAGCAGGAAAUGUUUUCAGACCGCUCAUUUCUACGUGGAAGAUAGCAGUUCACCUCGGGUGGUCCCCAAUGAAAGUAUCCCUAUUAUUCCUAUUCCGGAUGACAUGGAAGCCAUUCCUGUGAAACAGUUUGUCAAACACAUCGGUGAGCUCUAUUCGAAUAACCAGCACGGGUUCUCCGAGGAUUUUGAGGAAGUCCAGCGCUGUACGGCCGAUAUGAACAUCACUGCCGAACAUUCCAAUCACCCAGACAACAAGCACAAAAACAGAUACAUCAACAUUUUAGCAUAUGAUCACAGUAGGGUGAAGUUAAGGCCUUUACCAGGGAAGGACUCUAAGCACAGCGACUACAUUAAUGCAAACUAUGUUGAUGGUUACAACAAAGCAAAAGCCUACAUCGCCACCCAGGGGCCCUUAAAGUCCACGUUUGAAGACUUCUGGAGGAUGAUUUGGGAACAAAAUACUGGAAUUAUCAUCAUGAUUACAAACCUUGUGGAAAAAGGAAGAAGGAGGUGUCUUGUUGCCUGGCACCCCUCUGAGAUUCCUAUGCAGAAUGGCCAUGCCUUGGCUAACGAUAUCUCUUUCCACCUUUGCCCUCAGGGUCAGAAGGGAAACCCCAAGGGCCGUCAGAAUGAGAGAGUGGUGAUCCAGUACCACUACACCCAGUGGCCUGACAUGGGCGUCCCUGAGUAUGCCCUCCCGGUCCUGACCUUUGUGAGGAGAUCCUCUGCCGCCCGGAUGCCGGAAACGGGGCCUGUGUUGGUGCACUGCAGCGCUGGUGUGGGCAGGACCGGCACCUACAUUGUGAUAGACAGCAUGCUGCAGCAGAUCAAAGACAAAAGCACAGUCAACGUCCUGGGAUUCCUGAAACACAUCAGGACACAGCGCAACUACCUCGUGCAGACAGAGGAGCAGUACAUUUUCAUCCAUGAUGCCUUGUUGGAAGCCAUUCUUGGGAAGGAGACCGAAGUCCCUUCAAGUCAGCUGCAUAGUUACGUUAACAGCAUCCUCAUACCUGGCGUAGGAGGGAAGACACGGCUGGAAAAACAAUUCAAGCUGGUCACGCAGUGUAACGCCAAGUACGUGGAGUGCUUCAGCGCUCAGAAAGAGUGCAACAAAGAGAAGAACAGGAACUCCUCCGUCGUGCCAUCUGAGCGCGCUCGAGUGGGUCUUGCUCCGUUGCCUGGAAUGAAAGGAACCGAUUACAUUAAUGCUUCCUAUAUCAUGGGCUAUUACAGGAGCAAUGAAUUCAUUAUAACUCAGCACCCUCUGCCACAUACCACGAAGGACUUCUGGCGGAUGAUCUGGGAUCACAACGCGCAGAUCAUCGUCAUGCUGCCCGACAACCAGAGCUUGGCAGAAGAUGAGUUUGUGUACUGGCCAAGUCGAGAAGAAUCCAUGAACUGUGAGGCCUUUACCGUCACCCUUAUCAGCAAAGACAGACUGUGCCUCUCUAAUGAAGAACAAAUUAUCAUCCACGACUUUAUCCUGGAAGCUACACAGGAUGACUAUGUCCUAGAAGUCCGGCACUUUCAGUGUCCCAAAUGGCCUAACCCAGAUGCCCCAAUAAGCAGCACCUUUGAACUUAUCAACGUCAUCAAGGAAGAGGCCUUAACAAGGGAUGGCCCCACCAUCGUUCACGACGAGUACGGAGCCGUGUCUGCGGGAAUGUUGUGUGCCCUCACCACUCUGUCCCAGCAGCUGGAGAGCGAAAACGCUGUGGAUGUUUUCCAGGUUGCAAAAAUGAUCAACCUAAUGAGGCCUGGUGUGUUCACAGACAUCGAGCAGUACCAGUUCAUCUACAAAGCAAUGCUCAGCCUGGUCAGCACUAAAGAAAACGGAAACGGUCCCAUGACAGUGGACAAGAAUGGUGCUGUUCUGAUUGCAGAGGAAUCCGACCCUGCCGAGAGCAUGGAGUCGCUGGUGUGAUGGGAAUCCUGCACCGGCACCUCACCUGUAAAACUUCUGAAGACAGAACUUCUUUGAGGCCUUUUUUGCCAGACUCUAGGUUAUACAAUAACCCAGUUACUUUUUUACACUGAUAAAAGUUUUGAUAUUUAUUUUUUGCCAUUUUAUGUCUUAAUGGUAUCCUACUGAGCAUUUGCACCUCUGUUCAUUUCACACAGUGAAACGCAGUCUUAUCUCGUUUGCACUAUAUGAUCAGUGUUACUGCCUAUAAUCUAGUACGACAGCAAGCCCCGAUGUGACAUUCCAUGGCAGCCUACAUGCUCCGUUUUGUUCAGUAUACAGUGAAGGUCUUUGCUAUGACAGUGGAUUUGAUUUUGUUCUCAUGACCGCUACCGCACUUGCAUCCUCCUAGCAGGCAAUUAAUGCCAUUCUUUUCCGCAGUCCUCUCCUGUUUGGGAGGCACUGUUAAAUAGUACAUGCCUCCUGUGUUCUCAUGGAGUGGAUGAGCAUCUUUUUUUGUUUUUUAACAGAUUAGCAGGCUUCUGGGAGCUAUCAAAGUGGCCUCUCAACCUCAUGGCCUUUCUGAUGGUGAAGACACCCACUGGGAAAACGGGAGGCACCAGAAUCGCUCCGUGUGACAUCACUUAUCAGUUGCAAGGUUAUAUUCACAGCUUAAAAAGAAAAAAAAGCCCAAUUGUGUCAAAAUAAAGGAUAUCUCUGUAUUACAGUUUUCACAGUAGCUAUGUGAACAGUGUGUGUUAUUUCAAUUUUGACUCUCAGAAAUAAGCUACACCCAAGAACCAGCGCUAUCUUUAACAUUAGCAAUAUUUCACAAAGCUCCACUAGGAAACUCUUUAUUCUCCAUGAAUGCUUCUGGGUUUAUAAGACCAAACACAUAACCUCACAGGAGGUAAAAGAAUAAAUAUUUUGCAGGUGUGUGAUUUUUUUUUUUCAACUAGGUCUGUGGGAGAUUUAAAAAAAAAAAGCUCCCAUUACUCAUAAGCAUCUAAUAAAAACUACCUAUAGAGUUCACAA